CAGCGGUGGAUGAGGAGGAGCUCUUCUGGUGCUGAUGCUGCAGCUCUAUAUAAGCGUCUGAGAGCAGCAGAGCAUCAGUGUGUGUCGAGAUGUCCGACUCUCUGCUGCCCGCGUGUGUUCUCUGUCUGCUGGCGCUCUCUGCGCUCUCAUCCGCCUGCUACAUCCAGAACUGCCCUCGAGGAGGCAAGAGAUCCCAGCCAGAGCCCGUCAGACAGGUACAGACCAGCAUCUUCAUCAUCAGCUUCAUCAGUGAUACUGUGGACAUUAACUGCAGCUUUUUAAGUAGUUCGACAGAAUUCAGAAUGCCUUUCAUUUCAAGUCCAUCUGUACUAAAAGAGCUGUCCCCCGCUUCGUGGAUCCAGAUUGCUCUGAAGACGUGGGAAUCUCAUCAGACUGAAGACGGCGUGGCUCUGAAGGGUGUUUCUGGAGAAAUGCUGCUGCUGGAUGCCAUUGCCAGUUGUUGUCUGAGAGUUUCAAAGCACAUCCGUCGGGACGAUCUCCGUUUGGUCUCCAAAUAUGAGAUCCAGCAUAAAUCUGGUGUCUGUGAAAUCGAUGCAGUGGUAUUACACAUCAAAAAGAAAUGGAUCUGUGCUGAUCUCAGAGUCUUGAAGCGCUUGAAGAAACUCAAGAAGAAUAACAAACCCAAACGGACGGGCGGGGUGUCCUGCGGGGCCCGGGGCCGAUGCGCGGCUCCAGGUGUCUGCUGCGACUCUGAGAGCUGUGUUCUGGAUCCAGAUUGCUCUGAAGACGUGGAAUCUCAUCAGACUGAAGACGGCGUUGCUCUGAAGGGUGUUUCUGGAGAAAUGCUGCUGCGUUUGCUCAAUCUGGCCACUCGGAGACAAAGACCCUUCUGA
Messenger RNA from Cyprinus carpio (common carp), 854 nucleotides. RefSeq lists its product as uncharacterized. Lineage: Eukaryota; Metazoa; Chordata; Actinopteri; Cypriniformes; Cyprinidae. The transcript is spliced from 7 exons. Bases 90 to 854 code for a protein of 254 amino acids. Gene Ontology annotation, biological process: immune response. Gene Ontology annotation, molecular function: chemokine activity. Gene Ontology annotation, cellular component: extracellular region. The record is from RefSeq and is a predicted model, not a curated record.